UUCAACGAUUAAUCAUGGCUUCUUACACUUCAAUGUGCUUGGUCUUCUUGACAAUUUUAAUCAGUCAUCCAAUCAUCGGCGUUCAAGUAUAUGAACAAUCGGUAUUCACAUCAUCUCAUCCUCCUGAAUCACAUGAUAGCGCACCAAUAAAAAGUACUAGCUUAGUAAGACAAUUUAUUACGGGAGGUGGUGCCCAUAUUUCUGGUUCGGCCAAUGGCUUUGGUCAAGCUGGAGCUUCAGGCGUCGGUGGUGGAUUUGGCCAAGGACAAGGUUUCAAUAGUGCAUCUAAUAAUGGUGCUGGAACUUUAGGCUCAAGCAAUUUGUAUAGCAAUAAUGGAGGAUUUGGUUCUGAAUUUGGAGGAGGGAGUGGAAUAGGGGUUUCUGGUUGGGGUGGUGGUUUUGGGGAAAGUAAUGAAUUUGAAGAUACUUCUGGUAGCGGAGGAAAUGGUUUUGGAAGUGGUUUUGGAGGGGGAAAUGGUCAAGGAGUGACUGGAAAUUUAGGUAAUGGUGGAACAUCAGGGGGUAAUACAGUUAACGGAUUUGGAGCUGGUAGUGGAACAACAUCUGGAAAUGGCUUUGGUAAUGGUAAUGGAGCAACAUUUGGAAAUGGUUUUGGUUCAGGUAAUGGUGGAACAUCAGGAGCAGCAUUUGGAAAUGGAUUUGGGGCAGGUAAUAGUGGUAAUUCUGGAGCUGCAUCUGGAAAUGGAUUUGGGGCAGGUAAUGGUGGAACAUCGGGAGCAGCAUUUGGAAAUGGAUUUGGGGUAGGUAAUAGUGGUACUUCUGGAGCAAUAUAUAAUGGAAAUGGCUUCAGUGCAGGUAAUAGUGGUACUUCUGGAGCUGCAACUGGAAAUGGGUUUGGGGCAGGUAAUGGUGGAACAUCGGGAGCAGCGUUUGGAAAUGGCUUUGGAACAGGGAAUAGUGGUACCUCUGGAGCUGCAUCUGGAAAUGGAUUUGGGGCAAGUAAUGGUGGAAUUUCUGGAGGUGGAUUUGGAGGUGGACAAGGUAAUGGUUUUGGAGGUGGACAAGGUAAUGGAUUUGGAGGUGGACAAGGUAAUGGAUUUGGAGGUGGACAGGGUAAUGGAUUUGGAGGCGGACAAGGUAAUGGAUUUGGAGGCGGACAAGGUAAUGGAUUUGGAGGCGGACAAGGUAAUGGGUUUGGAGGUGGACAAGGUAAUGGGUUUGGAGGUGGACAAGGUAAUGGAUUUGGAAAUGGUCAAGCAACAGGAUUUGGGGAAGGUUAUGGAUCAGGAACCGAGGAAGGUUAUGAAGAAGGUGAAGGAUUUGGUUCAGGAACUGCAUUAAAUGGUGGUUUUGGAAACUUACAAGGUCAAAACCAAAUAUCUCAAUCAGGAGGUGGAGCAGGUGGUCAAGGGGGUGGGCAAUUUGGAGGUGGAGCUGGUAGUCAAGGGAGUGGGCAAUUUGGAGGUGGAGCAGAUGGGCAAGGAGGUGGGCAAUUAGGAGGUGGUAUUGGAUUUGGUUUUGGUGGAACUGGAAACGGGGAAUUCGAUAAAAAAUAAUAAAAAUAUAUUUUUGUAAUAACAUUUAAAUUGAACGACAUAUUUAUUUAAAUU
This is a messenger RNA of Melanaphis sacchari, 1571 nucleotides long. RefSeq names its product glycine-rich cell wall structural protein-like. NCBI's taxonomy places the organism in Eukaryota, Metazoa, Arthropoda, Insecta, Hemiptera, Aphididae. The transcript is spliced from 2 exons. The record is from RefSeq and is a predicted model, not a curated record. The coding region runs from base 15 to 1517 and encodes 500 amino acids.